AUGACCAUUGUAACCGCAUCAGGAGUCAUUGCAGUACCACCCCAAAUGUCUCCAAUAAUGGAGGUGGACACAGAGGAGGACCAAGAAGACCUUAUUUCUUCUCCAAAUGCAGGACGAUUGUUUAACAGCAACAACAGCAACAACAAUGACACAGAAAAGAAAAAGAACAAGAAAAGGGAGAAAAAGGAAAAGAAGGAUAAGAAAGAGAAAAAAGAAAAGAAAGAGAAGAAACUGAAAAAGGAGAUGAAGCAGAAAGAAGAGAAGGAGAAGGAAAAUGAGAAAGAAAAACAAGAGAAAGAAAAGGAAAAAGAAAAAGAGAAAGAGAAGGAAAAAGAAAAAGAAAAAGAAAAAAAGGAGGGGCCUAAAGAGGUGUUUGUUAUUAACCCAGCGGGACUUCUGUACUACCAAUGGCUGUUUGUAAUCACCACUCCUGUCAUGUAUAAUUGGACAGUCAUCAUUGCAAGAGCCUGUUUUGAAGAACUGCAGCAUGAAUAUCUCCUGAUGUGGUUCAUCUUGGACUACACCUCCGACCUGCUUUACUUGGCUGACAUGGCCUUCAGAGCACGAACAGGUUACCUGGAACAGGGCUUGCUUGUCAAAGAGGAAAAGCUCCUACUUAAGCGGUACACUGACAGCACCCAGUUCCGUAUCGAUGUUGUCUCUAUGAUACCCACAGACAUCUUGUACUUCUUUUUGGGCUUAGACUACCCAGAGAUCCGCAUCAACAAGCUUCUUCGCCUGAACCGCAUGUUUGAGUUUUUCAACAUCUCAGAAACCAUGACUAACUACCCCAACAUUUUCCGAAUCUGCACGUUGGUCAUGUACAUCAUCAUUAUCAUCCACUGGAAUGCAUGCCUUUAUUUUUCUUUCUCCAAGUCUAUUGGGUUUGGAUCAGAUCCAUGGGUGUAUCCCUCUCUCACCGAGCCCGAAUUCGGAGAGCUAAUGCGAAAAUAUUCCUUCAGCCUCUAUUGGUCCACCCUUACUCUCACCACCAUUGGAGAAACGCCAUCCCCCGAGCUAGAUUCUGAAUUCCUCUUCCAUGUUGUUGACUUCCUAGUGGGCGUCUUGAUCUUUGCAACCAUCGUGGGUAAUAUCGCCACCAUGAUCUCCAACAUGAACGCGGCCCAGGCUCAGUUCCAGUCAAGGAUUGAUAACAUUAAACAAUACAUGCAUGCGCGGCAUGUCAGUAAAGACCUGGAGGAGCGUGUCAUCAAAUGGUUUGACUACCUGUGGACUAACAAGAAAGCACAGGAUGAAAGAGAAGUGUUGAGGUAUCUGCCAGACAAGCUACGGGCGGAGAUUGGCAUGAAGGUGCACUUAGAUACCCUUAUGAAGGUUCGGAUCUUUGCGGAUUGUGAGGCGGGGUUACUCAUCGAGUUGGUGCUCAAGCUCCAACCUCAAGUCUUCAGCCCUGGUGACUACAUCUGUCGCAAGGGGGAUAUUGGACGGGAGAUGUACAUCAUAAAGGACGGUAAGCUUGCUGUAGUGGCUGAUGAUGGUGUCACUCAGUUCUGUGUUCUUGGAGACGGAAGCUACUUUGGUGAAAUUAGCAUUCUUAGCAUAAAAGGCAGCAAAGCUGGAAAUCGUAGAACGGCCAACAUUCGAAGCAUAGGAUACUCGGAUCUCUUCUGUCUGUCCAAGGAUGAUCUGAUGGAGGCCCUUACAGAAUAUCCUGAAGCUAAGAGUAUGUUGGAGGAGAAGGGGAGGCAGAUUCUUCUAAAAGAUGGUUUGCUGGAGCUGGACCCUGCAAAAUUUAAGCCGGAUGAGAAGGAUUUAGAGAACCGUGUAAACCGCAUGUACAACACGCUGAACAUCAUGACGACCAAGGUGACAAAGCUGAUAGCAGAACACGAAGAGACACAUAAAAACAUCAAGAAACGCAUUGCAGAGAUAGAACGCUAUGCUGGGGAAGAGGUGGAGGAUGAAGACGAAGAGGAAGAGAGGACAGAGGAAAUAGAGAAGGGUGCGGAGGGGGACAAGAUGGAAGAUGGGACACAAGGGGAAAAGAAAGAGGGAGAUCCAGAGGAAGACAUAGAAAAGACAGAGGAAACAACCGAAGAGAAGUAA
Molecule: messenger RNA, 2067 nt
Organism: Triplophysa dalaica
Lineage: Eukaryota; Metazoa; Chordata; Actinopteri; Cypriniformes; Nemacheilidae
Gene: cnga1a
Product: cyclic nucleotide gated channel subunit alpha 1a
Exons: 6
Coding region: 1-2067 (688 amino acids)
Biological process (GO): monoatomic cation transmembrane transport
Cellular component (GO): intracellular cyclic nucleotide activated cation channel complex; plasma membrane
Molecular function (GO): intracellularly cGMP-activated cation channel activity; protein-containing complex binding; cGMP binding
Source: RefSeq, a predicted model, not a curated record